This is a messenger RNA of Coffea arabica (coffee), 1560 nucleotides long. Its product is annotated as lectin-like protein LEC. Gene Ontology annotation, molecular function: carbohydrate binding. The record is from RefSeq and is a predicted model, not a curated record. Lineage: Eukaryota; Viridiplantae; Streptophyta; Magnoliopsida; Gentianales; Rubiaceae.
CACCACAGAAAGUGAACCCAACCCAACACAGGCUGCAGUGCAGAACCCAGGUGGUUAAACGUAUUUAAUUUUCCCAACCUUCAAGUCCACGUCCAUGUGCGACCCAGCACUCCUGCUUCCAUCCCUUCUCAAUUCCCCAAACUUUCAACUGGUUUUACCUUCAUCUCCAUAUUUUUAAUUCAUGGGUUCGCCGAAUAAGCCCCAGUAAAUCCACAACAACGGACAAAGUGCGGCCUCCAAUCUCAGGUCAAGAGAAAUGACCUCCGUUUCAGCUUCCAGGUAUUUGAUAGCUAUCGCUCUCCUCCUCCUGUAUUUCGAAAUUGUAUACGCCGACUUCAACGUCUCCUUUGCUUCCGAAAAAGUUGAUAAAGGUCCAAACUUUGAGUCUCUGUUUGCUUUUUAUGGUGAUGCUAAGUUUGUUAGCGGCCAUGAUAAGUCAGUACAGUUAUCUGGUUCAGUUGCUCCUAGUGCUGGGACAGUCUUGUAUAAAGAACCCAUUAAGCUUUUUGAACGUAAUUCAAGAAAGAUGGUGUCUUUUGUUAUGAACUUUGUCUUUUCCUUGUCAAGUGAAAAUGGGGAUGGUUUAGCUUUUGCGAUGUCUCCUAUGGGUAAUCCAGUACAUGUGUUUAACGGUGGCUCAUCUGGAGUUUUGGCUGCCGGGAGCAAAGUAAAGUUCCUUGCUGUUGAAUUUGAAACUUCGAGGAAUAACAGGUACGGUGAUGUCAAUGGAAAUAAUGUUGGGGUUGGCUUAGCUAGUCUUAUUUCUGUUAAAAUUAGCAAUUUUUCAUCUGUUAAUUCGAGUUUGAGCAGUGGGGAGAAACUGCAGAGUUGGAUUGAUUACGAGGCAAAUUCAAAGAGAUUAGAAGUGAGGUUGGCUAAAUUAGGUGAAAAAAAGCCUCUAAACCCAAUACUUUUCUACCCCGUUGACUUGUCAAGAAUGUGGGACAAAGCUGAAGUGCUUUUUAGCUUAAGCUCAGCAAGUGGGAAUUCGUCACAUAAAUGUAAUUUGUAUUCAUGGAGCUUGAAGCUCAGGAGUAUUCCAAAUUGGAUGCACUCGGAGCCGUUGGAUCCUGCCGCAUUUGUGGAGAGGAGAAAAGAGCCGAAGGUCCAUGAGAAAAGUGAUUGUGCCUUGAGAAUCCUGGCAGCGCUGAUGUUUGGCACUGGAUGUGGAGCUUUGGGGGCAUUGCUUGUGUUGUUUAUAUGGACUCUACUGGGCUAUAAGCGUCCUGUGGUGCCAGAGGAUUAUGUAGUGCGACCUGUGGGGUUUGAGUACGCGAAACCCAUCAGAGAUGGUAAGAAUCAACUAGGUGCUUGACUAGGUGAAAUCAGUCGAGUUCUUAUCAGUUUGUUUGUAAAUCCUGCUAAAUUUUUGUGCUGGUAUCUGUAAUAUUAUUGCAUGGCUGUAAUUUCAUGAUCAAUCAUCAAAAUGUAGUUCUGCUAGCAAUUUCUCAGCGUUAUGAUCAUCAAAAUACAGCUCACAUUUAGUUGAUGAAAUUUGAGAGCUACUUCUGUAUAUGAUCUAUAAAAUGGGUCAAGGCCUCGUAGACGUUAGAUGAUCCA